Cylicocyclus nassatus is the source of this 456-nucleotide messenger RNA. The record is from the annotation of a GenBank genome assembly. NCBI's taxonomy places the organism in Eukaryota, Metazoa, Nematoda, Chromadorea, Rhabditida, Strongylidae.
AUGAACUUGAUGCUCAAGUGGAGAGUUAUUGUUGAUAGAUAUUCAAACCUCAAUCCCAGUGUCUGGAACGUCAGCGCAAUGUUUGCAGAUCAAAUGCUCAGCUUGAAAAAGUUAAACUGGCAGGUUGGUCAACAUUUUCAAGCCAUAAGAAGUGGCUUCUUUGAGAUUUAUGGCGGAAAGGUGUUUGACCUUCUGAAGCAAAAAGCUUUAUUGCGAGUUCUUGAAGAUGGCAAAAAAGAAGUACAAGUUGUUGGACUGAAAGAGGUUCCUGUGAAGUGCGAAAACGAUGUUCUUGAUCUGAUCCGGCAGGGCACGGAUAUGCGCACUGCAGGAGCAACAUCUGCAAAUUCCAAUUCGAGCAGAUCCCAUGCCGUCUUUCAAAUAGUUUCGAGGAGGGGCAAUAAAUUAUGGGGAAAGUUUUCGCUGAUAGAUUCAGCGGGUAACCAACGUGGUUAG